AUGCCCUUACCGUUAUCGGAGAAGGAGAUGCAAGCAUUGACCGAAGAGGGAGAUUGGGCGAGGGAGGGCGAGCUGCCCAGGGAGGUAGGCGCUGCUGGUUUUAGGCGUGCAGGUGUGAGCGUCAUUAGCGGGCUCGCAGCAAAAGAGGUUCAAGUCAGUGGGCGAGUAGCCCACACAGUCGACGUGCAGGACAGGACAGCGCAGUGCAAGGCAGCUGCGGAGCACUGGGUUCAGGCUGCUAUUCUGGUGUCGCAAGCUACCCAAUCAGAUGGGGGAACAAACCAGGUGGUCCAAACUAGUGGAAGACGG
Molecule: messenger RNA, 309 nt
Organism: Ilex paraguariensis (yerba mate)
Lineage: Eukaryota; Viridiplantae; Streptophyta; Magnoliopsida; Aquifoliales; Aquifoliaceae
Source: the annotation of a GenBank genome assembly